UCUGAUGGACUACCAUGCUUAACCUAAGUUUUACUUUGACUUAUAUACCAGUUUACAAUUGCGUUCUUGCCAAAAGAUGUUUUCGUACAAUUUGUUUACUUGCUUGUGAUUGGCUUAUCGCAAUAUCCGUCAACGUUUUAAUUACAUCUAUCGUCAUGUGGCGGAAUAAGGAGGGGGCGGAUCGUCAUUGUUGUCCAAAGCGCUAUGAAUUACCUUAUUGCUUGUUGUCCCAUGUCGACUAUCAUCUCACUAAAGAUCAACUAUGUGAAAUGGUUACUGGGCCGACAUUCUUGGUACGACAUAGAAUGCGGAACGGGAAUGUUGGAGUUAGUGGCAAUGAUCAUGAAGCUACAAUUCGAAUUAUUGGAGAUUAUUGUCAUAUGGAAGUGUCGGGUGGUCAAUCGUAUUACCAUCCCUUUAUCGAUAUGGGCGAUAGUAACACCGACACUGAAGGAACUAUUGUCAGCAAGAAUGGUGCUUUUAAUUGGUCAUUACUCGGUACAACAGGUAGUACUAGCAUCUACUACUGUUUUCCUCAUUAUGGUAUGUUUGGUUCAUGUGAUGACCCGAAUGUCUACGAACGUCAGAACAGAAGAGUCUACAUCAACAGAGAUGGAUCAGCCACGUGUUUCUCAACGACAGUUGAUCUUUAUUUCGACAUAGAUACAAUGCCAUAUACAUAUGAUUUACAUUCUUAA
Molecule: messenger RNA, 698 nt
Organism: Dermatophagoides pteronyssinus (European house dust mite)
Lineage: Eukaryota; Metazoa; Arthropoda; Arachnida; Sarcoptiformes; Pyroglyphidae
Source: RefSeq, a predicted model, not a curated record